AUGGUUAAUCUACAUUUAGAGAUUCGUGAUUUGUUCUUAGUUGAAGAAAGAGUCAAGACUUUCAAAAAUUGGCCAUUCAGUGAUAAUAACACUUGUAAUGUCCGCAAUAUGGCAGAAGCUGGAUUUUAUUCCAUAGCAACCGGUAUUGACGACGCCGAUACUGCGAAAUGUUUUCUUUGUGGUAAAGAAUUGGAUGGGUGGGAGGCUAGUGAUGACCCUUGGGCGGAACAUAAAAGCCAUGCCGCCAAAUGUGCAUUCGUACAGUUAGGCAAAAAAGAAGACGAACUUCUAUUGUCGGAAUUCCUCUCAAUAUUAAAACAGUACAUGUCAAAUGAGACAAAACGCUUAGCUGAAGUAACCAAGGAGUUGACCGAUGAAAAGGCGAAAGCAGUGCGCAGAAGAUGUCUGGGACGGAAAUAA
Arctia plantaginis is the source of this 420-nucleotide messenger RNA. Lineage: Eukaryota; Metazoa; Arthropoda; Insecta; Lepidoptera; Erebidae. The record is from the annotation of a GenBank genome assembly.